AUGUCGUCUGCGAAGCCGAAGCCGAAGACCGCGGGCAAGGAUGGAAAGCCGAAGAAGGCGAAAGGUGUUUCCUCAGAAGACGCUCGCUCAGUAGACGUCCCAGACAUGGUGUCUCCAGCGGGAGCCAAGGGGGAAAGUGAGAAUACGGAUGAGAGGAUCAUGUCAAAGGAGGACGCCGAUAUUUGGGAUUCGGUGACGAACCAAUGGUCGGAAGUCAGCCCUGCAAAGCUCCUUGAGCUCGAUCGUCGGGCGCAGGACGCGUUUCUCGGAACGAUGAAGUUCAACAUCAUCGACAGGAACCCUGCCCCUGUCGGAGAUGAACUGCUCGGGGAUCGUCUCCCAGAGCUGCGCUUCAAGGAGACGAUACAGAGGCCCGUUAACGUCGUUGCAUUGGCGGACAGCAUCGUCACCGAACUUGCGGCGCUCGAGGACGCUUCAGCCAAGUCGGACGACGAAGCAGAGUCGGAGGAUGGGAAUCAAGACUCCGUUAGGAGUGUCGCGAGUGAGAGGAGCAGGGAGGGAGAGCAGUGGAACUUGAGAGGAUAUGGCUAG
Messenger RNA from Fomitopsis serialis, 552 nucleotides. RefSeq lists its product as uncharacterized. The transcript has 4 exons. The record is from RefSeq and is a predicted model, not a curated record. Lineage: Eukaryota; Fungi; Basidiomycota; Agaricomycetes; Polyporales; Fomitopsidaceae. Bases 1 to 552 code for a protein of 183 amino acids.